GGAAGUGUCUGAUGGUCUUUUCCGGUAGUGACGCUCGGCUCCAAGAUGGCGGCGGGGAGCGGCGGGCCGGCUGCGAGGGAGCUGUUCGCUGAGGGGUUGCUGCAGUUCCUGCGGCCCGCAGUGCGGCAGCUCGAUGGGCACGUCCAUGCGGUCAGGGAGAGCCAAGUGGAGCUACGGGAGCACAUCGACAGCCUGGCUACAGAGCUGUGCCGCAUCAAUGAGGACCAGAAGGUGGCACUGGAUUUGGAUCCCUACGUGAAGAAGCUGCUGAAUGCCCGGCGCAGGGUUGUGUUGGUCAAUAACAUCCUUCAGAACGCCCAGGAACGGCUGCGACGGCUGAACCACAGCGUGGCCAAGGAGACCAUGCGCAGGAGGGCGAUGCUGGAGGCAGCAGGCGGGUACCCCCAAGGUCUGCCCAGCAAAUGAGCCCCAUUGCAGCACCCAGCCGGACCCACAGCGAGCUGGGAUGGAACAGGAGAGGCUCUGAGUGGGGAGAUGCGACCCUGCAGGGCUGGGAGCACCUUGUUGGCAGCAUAGGAGGGUUGAGGAGCCCAGCACUGUAUCAUGCAGCGCUUCAGCUGCAGCGUGAGGAACUGGGGGACUCUUUGUGUUUUCAGGUUUGUAGGCACUGUAAUAAAAGGGACUGAGUGUUGCUUA
Coturnix japonica (Japanese quail) is the source of this 657-nucleotide messenger RNA. It is a transcript of the gene SNAPIN, whose product is annotated as SNAP associated protein. The record is from RefSeq and is a predicted model, not a curated record. Gene Ontology annotation, biological process: lysosome organization; lysosome localization; intracellular protein transport. NCBI's taxonomy places the organism in Eukaryota, Metazoa, Chordata, Aves, Galliformes, Phasianidae. Gene Ontology annotation, molecular function: SNARE binding. Gene Ontology annotation, cellular component: BORC complex; BLOC-1 complex; synaptic vesicle.